AUGUUUCAGGCAGCUGUAAUCUACAUUCUGGAUCUGGAAGGUCUGAAGUUUGAUGCUUCACUCCUCAGCAUCGUUACAGGACCAUACCGUAUUCUUUGGGCGUCCGUCUAUACAAACUAUCCGGAAUGGAUCUCGCAAAUGUUCAUAGUGAACGCUCCCUCAUUUAUGAGCUUGCUAUGGAAAGCAGUCGGCCCUUUAAUACCCGAGCGAACACGAAGUAAGGUGAAGAUUUGCACGACGAACAGUGACUGGAAGGGUCUUAUCCAAAAAUAUGCCAAAGCAGAGAAUAUCCCUGCACAUUGGGGAGGUACAUUGGUCGAUUCGAAUGGUGAUGGGAUGUGUCGUGACCGUCUCAACAUUCCCUUUGAUCCCAUUCCUCAAGAACUCUACUGGACUCCAGAUGAGCGUUCACCUGGCCUCAACGACCUUACAUGUUUUGCGAUCGUACUUUCGGCAUGGGCAUUUGGCAUCAUGAAAACCCAGCGGCAGUGGACUAUCCAAUUGAUGAGAUGGACGGUUAGUUGA
This is a messenger RNA of Strongylus vulgaris, 525 nucleotides long. The record is from the annotation of a GenBank genome assembly. Lineage: Eukaryota; Metazoa; Nematoda; Chromadorea; Rhabditida; Strongylidae.